GGAGACUGAGGAGAGGGAUCAGAUCUUAUCGGUAAAUGGGAUUGACCUCCGAGGAGCCACUCAUGAACAAGCAGCAGCAGCUCUGAAAGGGGCGGGGCAGGUGGUCACCAUCUUCGCCCAGUACAGACCAGAAGACCUUGCUCUAUGCUCCCCCCGACGGGCCCGCUCUCCUGUACCAGAGUACGGGCGUUUUGAGGCCAAAAUCCAUGACCUGCGGGAACAGAUGAUGAACCACAGCAUGAGCUCUGGGUCAGGGUCUCUGCGGACCAAUCAAAAGAGGUCGCUUCAUGUGAGGGCACUGUUUGACUAUGAGAAGUCAAAGGACAACGGCCUCCCCAGCCAGGGGCUCAGCUUCAAGUAUGGGGACAUCCUCCAUGUCAUCAACGCCUCCGAUGAUGAAUGGUGGCAGGCCCGCCGGGUCACCUCACAUGGAGACAGUGAGGAAAUGGGUGUCAUCCCCAGCAAGAGACGGGUGGAAAGGAAAGAGCGAGCAAGGCUAAAGACGGUGAAGUUCAACGCCAAGCCAGGCUCAUUUGAUUCCAAAGGGUCAUUCAAUGACAAACGUAAAAAGAAUUUCAUCUUUACACGAAAGUUCCCAUUCUACAAGAACAAAGAGGGUGAGCAGGAUGGCAGUGAUUCUGACAGGAGUCAAGAGGAUGUGAUUCUCUCAUAUGAACCUGUGAUCCGGCAAGAAAUUAAUUAUGCCAGACCCGUCAUCAUCCUGGGACCGAUGAAGGACAGAAUCAACGAUGACCUGAUUUCAGAAUUCCCGGACAAGUUUGGAUCUUGUGUUCCACAUACCACUCGGCCAAAGAGGGAUUAUGAGGUGGACGGCAGAGACUACCACUUUGUGAUGUCCAGAGAGCAGAUGGAGAAAGACAUCCAGGAGCACAAGUUCAUCGAGGCGGGGCAGUACAACGAUAAUCUGUACGGGACCAGCGUCCAGUCCGUCAAAUAUGUGGCUGAAAGGGGCAAACACUGCAUUCUGGAUGUAUCUGGAAACGCCAUCAAGCGACUACAAGUAGCACAACUCUAUCCCAUCGCCAUCUUCAUAAAACCUAAGUCUAUUGAUACAUUAAUGGACAUGAACAAGAGACUGACAGAGGAUCAGGCCAGGAAGACGUUUGACAGAGCUUUGAAGCUGGAGCAGGAGUUUGGUGAAUUUUUCACAGCCCUGGUACAAGGAGACACCUUAGAGGACAUUUAUAACCACUGCAAACAGGUCAUAGAAGAACAUUCAGGACCCUAUAUCUGGAUCCCCUCAAAGGAGAAACUAUAAUAACUCCUCAGCCUGGAAGGGAGUCUGGACUGUUAGGAUUUAGUAAUAAGUUGUAACAUAUGAUAACUUCAUGGCGAUGAAUUGUCUUCAUAAAUUAUUAUUGUGUAUAUGUUACAUGUUCUAUUUUAGUUUUUUCACUCAUUUUUGUUUAUUGCUUCAUUUUUCACUCAACUUGAAUGUUCCUGAAUGUAUUCCACAAAUUGUUUUGUCUUGAAAUAUGAACCGUAAACAUAUUUAUUGAGUUUUAUUUAAACUAAAAGUAAGGAAUAAAUAUGGUCAUUUGUCCACAUCAGCACUGUGUGGACAUUCAGACAGGAAGUUGGAGCUGGCACACACAGUGCACAUGUCAGGACUUGUGUUCCCACUGCGACACCCACACCCCCUCCACACUGCAGCAACUAGCAAAUAAUAAUCAUAUAUAGUUUGAUGUUUUUUCUCUGAUUUGCAUCUAUGCAUCCCCUGAAGACAGCUUUACUUUGUGUUUGUUUACAUUGUUCUUUCUUCUUUGAAUUACUGUAUUUAUUUCUCUGACAUGACAUUGAGUAUGAGUGAGGAAAAUGUUUUAUUCACUGUAAGAGUUUCAUGUUUUUUUAUUUAAAAGCCUACAAUACUCA
Molecule: messenger RNA, 1893 nt
Organism: Notothenia coriiceps (black rockcod)
Lineage: Eukaryota; Metazoa; Chordata; Actinopteri; Perciformes; Nototheniidae
Product: disks large homolog 2-like
Exons: 13
Coding region: 224-1279 (351 amino acids)
Biological process (GO): embryo development; establishment or maintenance of epithelial cell apical/basal polarity; chemical synaptic transmission
Cellular component (GO): postsynaptic density membrane; basolateral plasma membrane; neuron projection
Molecular function (GO): ionotropic glutamate receptor binding; protein kinase binding
Source: RefSeq, a predicted model, not a curated record